AUGUACCACGAUAUUUACACCCUUUCUCCUGAGCAGAGCUUCAUCCGUUUUAAAGAAAUUAACUCCGAACCAAAACCUUCAGCCGAGUGGCUGGCAAAGAAGAAAAAGUUGAGAAAUGCAUGGCUCACUUCUCAACCUAAGACGACGACGACAACAGCUGCACUCUCGGAUCAAUUCUCUACACUUCUUUUCGCAGUACUCGGAUUUCUUGUUUUGGUUACGCUCAUCGGGCCACUGACUUGCGCUGUGAAACGAAACGCUGUGAAACGGCAAAGAAAUCCUGACCGUGAAGUCCAAGGACAUCUAGAGUUAAUCGAGCAGUCUCUCCGCUCGAAAUCCUUGCUGCUCGAAAUAAAAUCUUAA
Messenger RNA from Necator americanus (New World hookworm), 363 nucleotides. RefSeq lists its product as uncharacterized. The transcript has 2 exons. The record is from RefSeq and is a predicted model, not a curated record. The coding region runs from base 1 to 363 and encodes 120 amino acids. Lineage: Eukaryota; Metazoa; Nematoda; Chromadorea; Rhabditida; Ancylostomatidae.